AUGGAUGAACAAAAGAACUAUAAGAUUGUCUUGAUUGGAGAUACUGGGACAGGUAAAACUUCAAUCUUACAUCGAAUAGUAUUUAACAAGUAUAAUAACGAGGCAAGACCAACAACAGGAACAGACUUUUUCUCAAAGACCUUUUAUACAAAUGACACGAUAUGCAAUUUACAAGUAUGGGAUACAUCAGGACAAUUAAAGUAUUGGUGUUUAACGGAUAUAUUUUGGAGAACAGCUGAUGCUGCAUGUUUGGUAUUUGAUAUUAGUGAUGAAAAUAGUUUGGUACGUCUAGACACUUGGUAUAGACAAUGCAAAGCAAAAUGUUUAAACGAAGAUUUAUCAGAGAGGAGUCUACCAUUCAUGGUGAUUGGAAACAAAAGUGAUUUAAAUAGAAGUGUUUCAUAUGAACAAGGUAGACAAUGGUGCAAGGAUCGUAAUAUACCACUAUAUUGUGAAGUUUCUGCAAGAGAGUCGAUCAAUGUCAAAGAAUCCAUCACCAAACUUAUAGAAUAUUUAUUAGAACAGUCACUAGACUUUGACAAUUCGCAGUAUGAUGAAUUAACAUCAAACGAAUCGUCACGUCUAUUUCAAGCAAACAAAAAUUAUAGUAACACUGGUGGCUCAAAGAAUACAUCGACACCAAAUGCAACGAUUUUUCGUUCUUCCCAAAAAGACUUCUUUGGCUUAUUUUAA
Molecule: messenger RNA, 693 nt
Organism: Cavenderia fasciculata
Lineage: Eukaryota; Evosea; Eumycetozoa; Acytosteliales; Cavenderiaceae
Gene: rab32D
Product: Rab GTPase
Exons: 6
Coding region: 1-693 (230 amino acids)
Biological process (GO): endosome to lysosome transport; phagosome-lysosome fusion
Cellular component (GO): late endosome; phagocytic vesicle; lysosome
Molecular function (GO): GTP binding; GTPase activity
Source: RefSeq, a predicted model, not a curated record